GCGGUUUUCUUCGACGCGUGUUAGUUACGUUACACAUGUUGUAAAUUUAUGUGUAGUGCAAUAAAAUGUAUGGAAUUGUAUUAACUGUGCUCUGGACGGUCGAUUGUGUUGAAAUUUUACUAGAUUUCUUGAACUUAAUGUGUGCAUGUGCAACAGUUCUUCAAGGGCAGACGGCCUGGAUUCUUUGUUUGAUGGAUAACCCGGUCGUCCGGGAUUUGGUAGCUGAGCUGCUCCGGGGAGAGGAUCCCGCCGCCGCUGGACACCGCCCAAAGUCCCGGGGAAUCCAGGUGGGACCGCCCAUGGGGGUAGCUCCCCAGCUAGUCUCCCGCAGGGUCCAGACAGACGGAGAGGCCCCCCGACGAGACCCUGUGGCUCGGUAUGUGCCAGUGGACCAGGAGGUCUGCUGGCAUUGCGCACGACCGGGCCACUGUCGGGGCCAGUGCCCGUAUCCGGCCGGCCCCAAAUUUUGUUCGCGAUGCGGCCUCGUGGGCACCACGUCCGCCGCCUGCCAGUGCGGCCUACCGGAGCGACCCCGCAGAAGCUGCCCCCGUCGACCGUCCUCUGGCGAAGUCCGGCGCUCCAUCUCUAGGGAUUCCCCCCUGCCGUCACCCCGCGUGAGCCCGUCUAGGAGGACCAAUGCCGUGCGAGGACCAACCGGAAGCCGCAUGUGAACAGUCGCCGAAGCCGAAGUCUGUGUAUUUAAUUUUUUCU
Molecule: messenger RNA, 711 nt
Organism: Zophobas morio
Lineage: Eukaryota; Metazoa; Arthropoda; Insecta; Coleoptera; Tenebrionidae
Exons: 2
Coding region: 66-671 (201 amino acids)
Molecular function (GO): zinc ion binding; nucleic acid binding
Source: RefSeq, a predicted model, not a curated record